Messenger RNA from Talaromyces rugulosus, 1491 nucleotides. RefSeq lists its product as uncharacterized. The transcript has 2 exons. Gene Ontology annotation, molecular function: N-acetyltransferase activity; DNA binding. Gene Ontology annotation, biological process: regulation of DNA-templated transcription. Bases 1 to 1491 code for a protein of 496 amino acids. The record is from RefSeq and is a predicted model, not a curated record. Lineage: Eukaryota; Fungi; Ascomycota; Eurotiomycetes; Eurotiales; Trichocomaceae.
AUGGCAGAAAGUAACAGGUUUAUACACGAACAACCAGCCGACCGGUAUCAGAGGGAAUUCACACUUCUCUCGCACCUUGGCUUUCAGUCCAAUGUCAUUGUAGCCGCCUCGUAUGAAAAUACCAGCAAGGAUGACCUCUCCUCCAAGGCGCUCCUCUAUCCGGCCCUCCGGAAAGUCGUGCAGCGCUAUCCGGAGCUGGCCAUGGUUCAUUUCUGCCGGCCUUCUGAAACGAAAAAAGGCCAGCAUCGGCGCUGGCUGGGCUUUUUGCGCGAGAUAAACCUGGAUGAUCAUGUUAGGUUUCUCGAUGUUCCGGCAGCGGCGGCUGAUGGGCUAGAUGAUGGUCUCAUCGAGCAGUAUCACGAUAUCUGGUUUGAAGAUCCGGAGAAACCGCCGUGGCUGUUUGUUGUAGUUAAUGGCAAACAUGCAUUAUUCGUGUUUGAUCAUAUCAUUACCGAUGGGCGAGGAGCGACUCAGGUUCACGAUAGUCUGCUCAAGGCGUUGAAUCUAGGUAUGGGUCUGGAUCGAGACGAGUCCCCAAUUGUCCGAGUAUCGCCAGACGACGUGCCUGGAUUUCCUGAACCAGACCCCAUCAUGCGUUCCGGGACGAGUGUUUCCAUUCCCUCGGCCAUUUGGAUGUUUUUCAUCAUGAUAUACAUCCGGCUCGUAUACCGAUUCACCGACGCCUUCUUCCACGACGCACACGUCCGGCCAAUAAGCAAACCACUAACGUUCAGCCAUCCGAAUAAAGAAUCCCAUCUCGUCAAAACCCAAACUCGCACACUGCGUCUCAAGCCCGCAACAGUCAAGAAAUGCAUCGACGCAUGCCGCGCGCACCAGACAACCUUUACGAGCCUCCUACACACGCUUGUCAAGGUGACCCUCGCAGCAGAUUUCUAUCCGACGUCGCGCUUCAGCCACUCGCAGGUUGCCCUUGACAUCCGGCCGUAUCUACUACCGCAUGCGCGCGCGCAGACCAUGAGCACGGCGGUCUCGAUUGUUUCGAGUUUUGACUGGCUUGCGCGGUUUCGAGAGGCGGGCACUGCGACUGCUGCUGCCAAUGCAGACCUCCUAAUAUGGGACAUUGCGCGCGAACAUCGAGCGCACGUCGUCAAGGAUCUUAACCACACCCAUUUAUGGCGCAAGGCAUGGCUAGCCGUUUCACUACUCGGCGAGGACGAGGAAGAUUACAUAUCGCAGUUUUUGCCAGGCUACAAAAAUUCCCAGCAAAACUGUUUUUCCGUAUCCAACUUGGGCGCUUUUGCUCCUAGCCACCACCACCACAGUCCUCUGGACGGGUGGACGAUUUCGAAUAUGGAGUUUUCGGCGGGUGCGAUCAAGGCUGGAUACGGGGUGAAUCUGACGUUUGAUGUUGCUGGUGUUGCGGGUGGUGAUACUGUGAUUCAUGUCAGUGCUGAAGAAGGGAGUUUGAGGGAUGGGUUUGUUAGUUCGCUGCUGGAGCGCAUUCAAAAGAGGCUGGAGGCGAUUAUUUAG